Messenger RNA from Coniophora puteana RWD-64-598 SS2, 4622 nucleotides. RefSeq names its product glutamine-dependent NAD(+) synthetase with GAT domain-containing protein. Gene Ontology annotation, biological process: NAD+ biosynthetic process. The transcript has 21 exons. Gene Ontology annotation, molecular function: NAD+ synthase (glutamine-hydrolyzing) activity; ATP binding; glutaminase activity. Lineage: Eukaryota; Fungi; Basidiomycota; Agaricomycetes; Boletales; Coniophoraceae. Gene Ontology annotation, cellular component: cytoplasm. The coding region runs from base 33 to 2195 and encodes 720 amino acids. The record is from RefSeq and is a predicted model, not a curated record.
CGUCAGUACUUCUGCAGUAGUGCCAGCUAGCUAUGGGCCACCAGAUCACUCUCGCCACAAGCUCGCUAAAUCAAUGGGCCAUGGACUUCUCGGGAAAUUUGGAGCGCAUCAUCCAAAGUAUCGCCAUCGCGAAGCAGCGUGGUGCAACGCUUCGUGUAGGCCCAGAACUCGAGAUACCCGGGUAUGGAUGCCAGGAUCAUUUCCUUGAAGGGGAUACCGUCCUGCAUUCAUGGGAAGUACUUGCUAAGAUCCUUUCCGGAGAUGAUACCAUGAACAUCAUCUGUGACAUUGGAAUGCCCGUUACCCACAAGAAUGUCAUCUACAACUGCAGGGUCAUUGUGCACAACAAGAAGAUUUUGCUCAUCCGACCCAAGAUGUGGCUUGCCAAUGACGGCAACUACCGGGAGAUGCGGUGGUUCACGCCAUGGAUGAAGCACAAGCAGUGGGAGGACCACUUCCUGCCACGAAUCAUACAGGCUGUUACGAAACAGACGAAAGUCCCGUUCGGUGACUGCGUUAUCAGCACAGUAGACACGUGCAUCGGUGUUGAGCUCUGCGAAGAGCUCUUCACGCCCGCAAGCCCCCACAUCGAUAUGGGCCUGGAUGGCGUCGAGAUCUUCACUAAUUCUAGUGGCAGUCACCACGAGCUUCGCAAGCUUUACACUCGUGUAGAGCUACUAAAAGAGGCCACGCUGAAGCUCGGUGGUGUCUACCUCUACGCAAACCAGAAAGGGUGCGACGGUGAUCGCGUGUACUACGAUGGCUGCGCCAUGAUCGCCAUGAACGGACACAUUAUUGCUCAGGGGGCCCAGUUCUCGCUCCAAGACGUCGAGGUUGUGUCUGCAACGAUAGACAUUGAGGACGUGCGCUCAAAGCGCACUUCCAAGAGCCGAAGCAUGCAGGCGGCUAGCGCAGAGCGAUACCAUCGCAUAGAGGUUCCGUUCGCGCUCUCGGCGGGGAAAUUUACGGACGUAGCGAGCGGUGCAGAGGGGGAGAUGUCGUUGGGGCUGCAGGUGAGGCUAUCUCAGGCGAGGUUUCAUGAGCCAGAGGAAGAAAUCGCCCUUGGCCCUGCAUGUUGGUUGUGGGACUACCUUCGCCGGUCUCGAGCACAGGGCUAUUUCGUCCCUUUGAGUGGAGGCAUCGACAGCUGUGCGACGGCGGUCAUCGUCUACUCGAUGUGUCGGCUCGUUGCGGACGCAGCUUCACGCGCGGAUCACCAAGUACUGGCGGACGCCCGCCGCAUCGUUGGCGAGCCAGAGGAUUCGAGUUAUAUCCCUUCGGAUGCAAAAGAGUUCUGCAACAGGAUCUUCCACACAUGUUACAUGGGCACUGAGAACUCGAGCAGAGAAACACGUAGCAGGGCGAAGGAGCUGGCCACAACAAUCGGAAGCUAUCACAUCGACCUGAACAUGGAUUCCCUUGUCACUGCGGUGCGCGACCUGUUCGCCUAUGUGACUGGUGUGAAACCCCAGUUCAGAGUCCACGGUGGAUCGAAUGCAGAAAACUUGGCUCUUCAGAACAUUCAAGCCCGUCUUCGGAUGGUGAUAGCGUACCUGUUUGCGCAGCUCUUGCCUUGGGUCCGAGGUAGGCAAGGAGGUCUGCUUGUUUUGGGCAGUGCCAACGUCGACGAGAGUCUUCGAGGGUACUUCACAAAGUACGAUUGUUCGUCAGCCGACAUCAACCCCAUUGGAGGAAUUAGUAAGACAGACCUCAAGAAGUUCAUUGCGUGGUCUCAGACCAACUUUGAUUUGCCAAUCUUGACCAACUUCUUGAAUGCGACUCCCACCGCUGAGCUAGAGCCGAUCUCUGAGAACUAUGUUCAGGCAGAUGAGGCGGAUAUGGGCAUGACUUAUGACGAACUUUCCGUGUUUGGUCGCCUGCGCAAGGUUGAGCAGUGCGGGCCUUACAGCAUGUUUACCAAACUCGUUCACGAAUGGGGAUCUUUCCUAGCACCUGUCCAAAUUGCUGAAAAGGUCAAGCAUUUCUUCUUUGAGCAUGCUCGGAACCGGCACAAGAUGACGACGCUAACGCCUGCCUAUCAUGCGGAAUCGUACAGCCCUGAUGAUAACCGCUUCGACUUGCGACCGUUCCUGUACCCUUCUAGAUUCCCUUGGCAAUUCAAGAAGAUAGACGAAGUAGCUGCAGCCCUCCCAGACCGGUCAAAUCGCGGACCAGACAAGACCAAAACGGAGUGAGAUAGACAAAGGGGUAUAAUUAUUGCUCGUCCGGUAGUGAUACAAUGUAAGAUGAUACAAUGGCUGGUUAUCCGUGACGUUAGUCUAGUGUGUGUAUGCUGUGUAGGAAGGAGUGGCCAAGAACAUAUAUGUAUCAGUCGAUCAUGUCCUUAGGAAACGCGAGAUGCCGCCUUGGACAACGACCUUCUUCAUUAUAGUCGGUUCUUCCGGAUCUUUCAAGUCUUCAUCCUUUACCUUUCGUUUGAUACUCUCCAUGACCUCAUUGACAGCAGAUCUAUCGAGAUCGCUACGAGACUUCAUGAGGUUCUCGACGAAGGACACAUUAGGACCAUGAACUUUGGCAAACGACCAGUACGACAGGAAAGCCAUGCUCUUGGAAGCUUCCAUCAUGCCAAGGAUGAGUUCCAUGACCUCCAGGUCCGCUUCAAGCUCCUUAGCCGGCUUGAACCCGCUAAAGAAAGAAAAUACUUCGCCAAUAUCCUCCUUGAUGCGGUCUGUGGCGGCCGGGACGCGUAGCUUUGGGCUGUUAGCCAAUGCAGUGAUGUAAGCCACGAGAAGGGCAUCGAGGAGAUAGUCAACGAGGGACUCGCGGAGCGACGGAUUAAUGAAAGACAUGUCCGCGAGGUAGUCCCCGAGAGUGACAGUGAUCUGCUGCAUGAUGCCGUCGUACCACGGUGGCUGGAAGAGUUGCUUCGUCGCGGGCUUGAGAUCAUUAAAGAUAAUAUCGAUGAACGUCUGAAUGCACUUCCGCGCGACGUCCAAGUUGCCGUCGAUCGCGUCGUUGAGUCGCUCGUUGAUCGGUACACGGUAUUUGUCCGACACGAGCGGCUCAAGCCGCGCGCGCAACGCCUCCGAGUAAUCCGCGCUCUUGAUCUGGUCAUUCGCGAGCGCAAUACAGUACUCUGCGAAACCACCCGUGACUUCCUCUGGUAGCUUCGCUUCUGUUUGCUUCUUGUAUUCAGCCUCAACGACGGACACCCAACGCUCCUGAGUGCCGCGCAUCACGCGUCCGAUCUCAACAACGACACGCGCGAGGAUCGCACCCUGCCCACUCUCCGUCGCCGCAUCAACCUGUUGGUUGACCAUCUGGAAAAGGAUGACAGCGCCUUGCGUACCGUACAGGCCGUCACUGUCGACCUCGGGUGGUUCGGAGCGGGUUGUGAAAGUAUUAACCUCGUCACGAACGAGGUUAGUUGUCCAUUCGUCAAGUUUCUUGAUGAGUAACUGAACGUAGUCUUCGAUGAGGUUCUGUUCUUCGCCUUUGAGUAGGGGAGGUUGGAGGAAUUCAGGAGAGACCUCCAGCUCUUUCAUGUUCUUCUUGUACUCCUUGAUCCAGGCAUGGAUCUGCAACAGAACGCUCGCAUCAGGCUCAGAGGCUACGAGGCGUUGGAGCGUUCCGUCAAGAGCCCUGUGAUAAUGCUGGAUGUAGUACUUGUGAAUCUCGUAAUCCGGCGGGAAGCAGGGGACAACGUCCUCUUCAAUGCGAAUGAGAUCCUGGUACAGCCAACCCAAAUUGUCUAAGAAUUCUGCUGGAUGCUGAUUGUUACGUUCGUAUGCCUCGUUGAACUUGCCCUUAAUGGACUCGGCAAUAGUUUUCAUUAUUUUCUGGCGGUAGUGCUUGAGGACACGGGCAUUAGCUUGCAUGGACUUGAACUUCGACGCCGCAUCCAUCUUGGCUGCCUUCUUGACCAGGCGAAUCGCAAUAGCCUUCUCGUCUUCUCGUCCUUCUACUUCUGCAAUCUUAAUCAACUUGACCACAACGUCCGGAUAUCCAGCUCGUACGAGAGGAAGAAUAUUUGUGGCGAGGUCAAGCAAGUAAGCUUCGAAUCCUUCGCUAAGCUUGCUAAGAGACUCGAAAAUGAGGGUGAGCUUAAGUCGAGAAGUCGCGGAGGCAGACUUGGCUUGAUGCAUAGUCUGGUUGCGGAAUGCCUCGAGACGGUUGAUCUGAUAGUGGGCCUGAAGAAGAUUGGGAGCAGGACCGAUGAUUUCCUCUCUAUCUGCUCCAACCAUCUUCUCGAGGGCCUCGACCUUGGCGCUCAUCUCAAGGAGGUUGUUGACGAUCUCCUCCGUCUGCUCAAAGUUACGGUGGACCAUAGAGACUCUGCUGAUCUGGUCGAAUGUACUGACGACGUUGUUGGGAUCUGAACACAUGGUGUCGAUGGUGAUCAUCUCCUCCUUGAUAGACUGCAUAUUCUUUCGUGUGCUAAGGAGUUUUUUGAGACCUUCUCGAGUGGCGUCGAGCUGCUCCUUGACACCGUUUUUAAGCCGCGCGUCAAUGGAGGACUUCUCUUUCUCAAGCUUCUUCCUGAACGCAGUCACUUUGGCAAGGUCGUCGGGAGACUGGAGGUAUUCACCGACUGCCUGUGCAGCAGACACCUGCGCCGCCGCCAUGAGUCAAGGUGGGGUGUGUCCCUGCGUGAAUGUGUG